UAAAGAUGAAACAUUGCAUCAGCAUUAUAGUAUAUACAUUGCCUUUGUUAAAUAAGCAAUUAUUUGUGUUCGGAACUUAUAUUCUUGCAAGAAACGUUUUUGGACGAACUCUCUACAACAGACCUUUGACAACAUAGACAAGAAGGCGCGGGGUAUAUUUUUAUCUCAAUAUACGGGAAAAGACACUCAGUUCGUGUUAAAACUGAAUUAAAAUUGGUUACCUUAUAGUUUUGUUAAUCAAUACAAAGAAUGUUAAAGAAAGAAAGUUUGUAAAUCAGUGAGAAGUACGAAAAGGUGUUACCAACCCAGCUGGAGCGAGAGAGGAAGGGUAAUUCGAAUUGUGUCUGAAAAAUAAAGCAUAGCAAGGAAGAAUCAGAUCUGAAAAACAUACGCAGAACGUACGCGUUCCUGAACAGUUCAUAAGACGGACAAAGAUACCAAACAAUACAUUAUUUAGAGAGGACAUCAAGGCGGUAACCAUAACUAGUACUGUUAAAAACAAUACACAUUUAUCAAGAUUUGAAUCGAACUAGAAAUCUCUAGAAAGGGAUCUUCCACAAUUUAUACCGUACAGAAAAAAUAAUAUUUGCCAUCAUGACAAAAGAGACAUCAUCGCUCACCACUGGGCAGCCCGUCCAUCAUGCGAGUAGCGGGCCCAGGGAGCCAAUGGCCAAGCGGGCUUGUUUGAGAGUGGUCAAGGGUUUGAUGGACAACCUACUUCUUUUCACCACACUUUUUGGCGUCAUAUUCGGGUUUGUCCUUGGUUUUGCAGUACGACCUUCACAUCCUUCCGAGGAAGCGUUAAUGUGGAUCGGUUUACCCGGUCAGCUGUAUCUGCGGCUGCUGAAGAUGAUGAUUAUUCCCCUAAUUGGAUGCAGCGUUAUAUGUGGGGCGGCAGCGCUGGACCCGAAAGCCAAUGGAAAGAUCAGUUUAAUAGCAUUAGUUUUCAUUAUCUCCACAAAUGCUCUUGGCUCGGCAAUGGGAAUAGGAUCCGUUUACAUGUUCAACCCUGGGAAAGGUGAAGAACGACAUGCGGACACGAACAUCGAGGGGAACAUGCAGACUGGCGAUAUUCUGGCUGAUCUUAUCAGAAACAUAAUUCCAGAUAACCUGUUUGAAGCAACGUUCGCUCAAACUCAGACAAAAUAUAAAAUUGAAACACGCUUAGUUGAGGUCAACACCACAGACGGCAUAAAGAACGAAACAAUGAAGACCACGAAAAGGUACCUCGGCAAGAUGGACAACGCUAAUAUCAUAGGGCUCAUAUUCGCCUGCACGUUGCUGGGUUUAGCAGCAGCUGGGUUGAAGGAAAAGGGGAAACCUUUUUUGGAUUUCAUUUCCUCAGUAUCAGACACUGUGAUUGUUGUCGUUCGAUGGUUCAUGUGGACCACCCCUGUGGGAGUGAUCAGUCUUAUCGGGGUCUCAAUCGCCAGUAUCGACAGUGUUCAGGAUGUUUUCGCCCAGCUAGGACUCUUCAUCGCUGCCAUCACGGUCGGCAUUGCAGUCCAGCAGCUUGUUGUCAUGUGCGCCAUUUUCUUCGUCUUCACUCGGCAAAAUCCUUACAAGUUUCUCCUCAGUAUUGCACGACCUUGGAUGAUCGCCUUCGCCGCCACUAGCACAGCGGUUGCUAUACCGGAAAUGAUUGCUGCCUGCGAAGGAAAGAACAAUAUUGACAAACGGGUAGCUCGGUUCGUCAUUCCGUUCAGUGUCACUAUCAGCUGCAACGGAAGUGCUAUGUAUAUCGCUGGAGCUACGUGCUUCGUAGCAAACUUAACCGGCACGCCGCUGAACAUCGCCGACGGCCUAUUGAUCUGGUUACUGGUGACCAUCUCAGCGAUGGCCAUCCCGUCAGUACCUAGUGCAAGCAUUAUGACAACUAUCAUGGUCUUGUCGUCCAUGAACAUUCCUGCCGAAGACAUUGCCUUGCUUCUCGCCAUCGAGUGGUACCUGGACCGUCUUCGAUCGACAAGCAGUGUUGUGAGCCACACGAUCUGUACCGCCGUAGUUUAUAGCCUUUGCAAGGGCGACCUGGACAAAAUUGAUGAAAAACAUCACAUGCCGAGAAACGAAACAGACGUCACAAUCGUUAUUGACAACAGCGCGAUGGACGACGACAUUAAACUGAAUGGAAAAACGAGAGGCUCCACUAAUGGUGCAACUCUUGGAGGGUCAUUUAAUUCCAUGCAGUCGUCUUUUGGGUCCAGUGAAUCUAGUGUGUAAACUUCGUAUAUCCAAGCAAAGAGAUGCGUGUAUCCUUAUAGACAGCGAAGGCACGCCUGUUAAACAAUACACUCAUAUUGGUGUGUCUGCGUCUUUCCAUGUAGUUCUUGCAGUGAGGGAAAUGACAUUGAGUUUUCAUGAUAUUAAUUAUUUAAAAAUAAUUACGUGUAGGCGCGUUAAUUCUUUUAAUUAUAUCAUUGUGGAAAGCCAUUUUAUAUCAAACAUUGUUUUCUUUUAACUUGUACAGAUGAAAACGGGUGUUAAAGGUGUAGAACAAUUUUGUCUCAAACAACAUGUUAACAUUUUUUUGCACCCUUUAUGGUGCAAUUUCUAUAAUCAUUUUAAUGGUGGAGUUACUCAGUAACUGUGUUAUUAUGCGUUAUAUACAUGUAUAUAGUUUAUAUAACGUUCUCACAGAUAUAUGGACCGUAUGACAUAUCACGACAUAUAUAGUUAUAGUUUUAAAUAAUAUAUUGAUUUUUAUGCAUUUACAUAUAUACAUCUGUAGGCAUGUACAUGUGUGUUGAAGCCAUACAAUACACAAAGAGCCUGUGGGUUUUGGGGAGGGUGCAAAUCUCGUCAACUACUUUUUGAGUCAUGCAACAUGUGUAAAGUGUACUCAUUCAUUUUAAUGCGUCUUGCCGAUAUGUGUUUAAAAUUUGUGACCUUUUAAGUGUGUGCAAGCACAGGCAUCUGAAUCAUUGUUUGUCAUUAAAAUAUUGUUUAAAACCAUUUUGGGUACAUACAAUGAGAUAAACAACACAUCUGAAGAUAUUUAGUGUCUUUGAUAUACAAAAAAGAAACAAGGUAUGUAACUCAAACUUACCCGAUUUCACGGUAGAGUCCAGUUUUAUGUAAAUUUCUCAACCAACAUAUAAACAAUCCAUUUUUAAAUAAGUGACAUGGAAAGAAGAGUCAAUUAUCUUUAAAAUGGUGUGCGAUAUGUUGGUAUAACUAUAUUGUCUUUAGACAAACAAGCAUAAUUCAAUGUCAAAUUCUCAUGUUUUUCUUUAGUCGGAGUACAGCAAAUUAAAAUCUUCAAUUUUCCCCGUGUAAACAGUACUGAACACAGACCUAUUAAAGUUAUUUUAUGCUUCAGUGUACAGAUAAAUUAAUUCCAUGCCAUAAUAUCAAAUAUUGAUGCUUGGUCACUCCAACAGUAUGUACGAUAUACGCUUCCAUGGGGUCAUCUUCUAUACCACUGUGGUUUUGGUUUUCAUUUCAUGUGCUCGUUAACAGGGUAGUCAUCGCAUUAAGCUUAUACAUGUCUCGACUAGCUUUACAAUAAUACUGGGCAUAGUGCAUUUAGAUCUCUAUCAUUAUAAACUUAUAUACGCUUGAUGUGUUUGACAAGUACAUUUAUCAAUAGGUGUUAUCAAACAAUUUUUUUUUGCGUGCACUAUACUUAUCGUCACUAACUACCGCGCGCAAACAUACAUGACGUCGACGGUCUACCGCGCGCAAACAUACGUGACGUCGACGGUCUACCGCGCGCAAACAUACUCACAUGACGUCGACGGUCUACCGCAUACGUAUAUAUGACGUCGACGGAAAGGCACAUGGGGUGCUCAAGUAAAGCAAACAAUGCUUACUAUUUGAAAUGAUACUUUUCCGUGUUUAAUUGAAUUAAAUAUAUUUACAUGUGCUGUGUGCAGGGGCCUUUUUGCACUGUACAUAUAUAUGUCAUACGUAUUUAAUUUUGUUAAAUGUGUAUGUACAAUUAUUUCGUUAUAUACACAUUAUAUUUAUGUGAAUGUUGUCAUAUCUUUAUCAAAUCACAGAUAAAUAAAUGGAAACUAUGAAUGUA
Mya arenaria is the source of this 4027-nucleotide messenger RNA. Its product is annotated as excitatory amino acid transporter-like. Gene Ontology annotation, biological process: L-glutamate transmembrane transport. The transcript has 11 exons. Gene Ontology annotation, cellular component: plasma membrane. Bases 595 to 2220 code for a protein of 541 amino acids. The record is from RefSeq and is a predicted model, not a curated record. Gene Ontology annotation, molecular function: L-glutamate transmembrane transporter activity; neutral L-amino acid transmembrane transporter activity; glutamate:sodium symporter activity. NCBI's taxonomy places the organism in Eukaryota, Metazoa, Mollusca, Bivalvia, Myida, Myidae.